Messenger RNA from Oreochromis aureus, 1803 nucleotides. RefSeq names its product serine/threonine-protein kinase pim-1-like. Lineage: Eukaryota; Metazoa; Chordata; Actinopteri; Cichliformes; Cichlidae. The transcript has 11 exons. Gene Ontology annotation, molecular function: ATP binding; protein serine/threonine kinase activity. Bases 164 to 1582 code for a protein of 472 amino acids. The record is from RefSeq and is a predicted model, not a curated record. Gene Ontology annotation, biological process: protein autophosphorylation; negative regulation of apoptotic process; regulation of mitotic cell cycle. Gene Ontology annotation, cellular component: cytoplasm.
GAUUUUUGAUCAUUUGGCAGUCAUUGAACGCACCACAAUGCCGUGAGCAUAGCAGCCGCCUAGCCCAGCUAGUAUUUUCUUUUCCGCCCGUUGAUCUGAUGAGGAGUGUUGUUCUCGUGCCCACUGCCAGCAGGAAACUUGGGUGUAUGCUUCUGCCAGCUGGAUGCUGUUACUGGAUAGUACACCAUUCCAAUGGAGCGGUAAAUACUAUAUGUGCUUUUGGAGAACUGUUUUCUACAGUCAUUGGUUUGCUGGACAAAGUGGCCCACCCGAGGGGUCCCCUGCCAUUGACCGGCAAGUCACCCUGGCUGAGAAUUGCCUGGUUGCCAGGGCAGAAGGAGCAGAGCAGGGCAGGCAGCCACCCCUGCUAGCGCUGAGAAAUUGUAAGACCAGAAUGACAAAAAGAAAGGCCAGUCCUGAAAAAAAGAUCCCCAUAAAAAGAAGGAGGGUCAGUGAGCAGGCUGGUCCUUCCACCAGCUCAGAUGCUCAUGUGGUCAAAGGAGUCAAGCGCAAGGUCCAACAAGAUGAAGCGGGGACAACCAAUACAGCAAAAAAGUGUAAACUUCUUGACCAUAUGAGCGGUGACAAGGGACAAGCAUCUUCCUGGUUGGACACUGGUAAAGACUGCAGCAUAGACAUUUCAGAGAGCUGCAGUAAAAACCAAAACGCUGGCAAAAGGAAAGCUGCGGGAGACAGGAGGGACCCACCUAAGAAGAAGAACGUGGACCAGGACAAAACCAAAAAUGUUGCCAAAAAGUCAGUGGCCGAACAGAAACGUGACUUCCAAGCGAGAUACGUGGAGGAGCACCGGCUUGGAGAAGGAGGCUGCGGAGCAGUGUUUGCUGGCUACCGCAUAAAAGAUCAUUUUCCAGUGGCCAUCAAACACAUCCCAAAGGGGAAAGUGUACUGCAAAGUGACGGAUGAAAACGGGAAGCAUCUGUCAGUGGAAGUUGCCAUCAUGCUGAAGCUUGCAGCUGAAGCAGAUGGAUCAGUGGGAACAUCAGCCCCAGUGUCUCUGCUGGGGUGGUUUGACUUUGGCAGAGAGCUGAUCCUGGUGAUGGAGAGACCUGUCCCCGCUGUGGACCUGGAUAAAUACAUAGAAGAAAAUGGAGGAUUUUUACCAGAGGCCAAGGCCAAGGUCAUUCUGAAGCAGCUGGUUGAUGCUGCGAAGCACCUGGAGGAUAAACACAUCUUUCACCGGGACAUCAAGAGUGAGAACAUUCUAAUUGAGACCGGCUCAGAUGUACCGCGUGUUCGUAUCAUCGACUUUGGACUGAGCUGCUUUGUUAAGGAGCGGUCGCUGUACCGCGUCUUCUAUGGUACAGACAUUUACUCCCCUCCCGAGUGGUACAGGCGCAGUUGCUACAGGUGUGGACCCACCACGGUAUGGCAAAUGGGAGUGGUUCUGUACGAAGCGCUUCAUGUGGGGGACUUUAACACCACGAGCUUCCUCAAAAAGCGCCUGAAAUUCAAAAGCCGUCUGUCUAAACGCUGCCGGGAUUUCUUGGACGCGUGUUUAACCAGAGUCCCAGAGAUGCGGCCGACGCUGGAGGACCUCCAGCAUCACGCUUGGCUGAGAUAAACCCAUCACACACACACACAAACACACGCAAUUCAGACGUUAUCAUGUAUGUGUGAUAUAUGAGGUAACUUUCUUUUUUUCUGUUUGACAGGAAAUAAUUUUUUUAAUUGCCCUAUUUUAAACUUUGGUGUUUUGGAAUUCCUGUAACCCCCCCCCCCAGCCAUCCCAGGAAAGGGGAUCUCUCUUUGAAUGGGCUUUCCGAGGUUUCUUCCGUCAAUCUG